AUGUCAGCAGGGAGAAGUGCUGACGGGAGGGAGGUGCAGAUUGCCCUUCAGCAGGUGGCGCCCUCCCUGGUCCCACCCAUUCCUCCUCUCAGUCACCGCCCAGCCAAUCCCUGGGUUCCAAGUGACCCUGGUGCUUCUCAAGGUGUUCCUACAGGUUUCGUACCUUUGCAUGGAGGCUUUAGAGAUCAUUUUGUAGAAACUCCAGAAGCCAAAUACUGCUGCGAGGCCUGCAGGCUGGUCCUGUGUCAGCCCUGGCAGACAGAGUGUGGGCACCGCUUCUGUCAGACCUGCGUCUCCGACAUUCUCAGUCACCCAAACCCGGUGUGUCCAGUUGACAUGGAGCCGCUGUUCAAAGAAAAGAUCUUCAGAGAUGUUUGCUGCCAUCGGGAGAUCAUGGCGCUGAAGGUUUUCUGUCGUAGUGAAGCUAACGGCUGCCAGGAGCAGAUGAGUCUGCAGCAGAUCCCAGACCAUCUGAAUGUUUGUCCGUUCUAUGAGGUUCCCUGUCCGCUGGGCAAAUGUAAAGAAAGGAUGAUGAGAAAAGAAAUUCCUGACCACCUGAGUUGGAAGUGUAAACACAGAGAGACCACCUGCGAGUUCUGCAUGAGCAAGAUGCCUCUUACUGACCUGCAGAAACACAAAGACACAGUAUGUCCAGCGUUCCCUGUUUCCUGCCCAAAUCACUGCUCCUUCUGCUCCCUGCUGAGGAGUGAGCUGUCCAGUCAUCAGCACGACUGUCCCAAAGCUGAAGUGGCCUGCCCUUUCUUUCGCUCUGGCUGCUCCUUCAAGGGUUUGAACCAGGAUAUGAGGCAACAUGAGUCCAAUUUUGCUGCUGAACACCUGAGGUUAAUGGCUGUCAGAAAUAACACGCUAGAAACGAAGGUAGAAGAUGUUAAGGGUGAACUGUUAGAACGGUACAAGGUGCUUCCAGCUCUCAGCAGCCGUGUGUCAGAACAGGAGAAGCAGAAUGAAGAGUUGAGAGACAAAAACCGGCAAUUGGAGCAGAAACUGACUGCCAUGCAGAAGUUGAUGAGCUCUCAUUCAGAGAAGCUUCUGGAGAUGGAGCUAGAGCUCCGUUCUUUGCGUCUGGUUCGGGAAGAGGUGGACAGCCUCCGCACGAGGGUUAACGCCCUGGAGCAGGGAGCACGCAGUGGAAGCGGCGGCUCCGCGCACACCCUAGAGACGCAGAUGAAUCGCCAUGACAACAUGCUGAGCGUCCAUGAGAUCCGACUGGCCGAUAUGGACCUGCGUUUCCAGGUUCUGGAGACGGCGAGCUAUAAUGGCACUCUGAUCUGGAAAAUCCGCGACUACAAGAGAAGGAAACAGGAAGCGGUGACAGCAAAGACACUGUCGCUGUACUCGCAACCUUUUUACACGGGAUACUUUGGAUACAAGAUGUGUGCCCGUGUGUACCUGAAUGGAGAUGGAACAGGAAAGGGAACGCACCUGUCACUGUUUUUUGUGGUGAUGAAGGGGGAGUAUGAUGCUCUCCUGCCGUGGCCCUUCAAACAAAAGGUGACUCUCAUGCUGAUGGACCAAGGUCCAUCUAAGAAGCACUUGGGCGAUGCCUUCAAACCUGAUCCAAACAGCAGCAGCUUCAGGCGCCCUGUGGCAGAAAUGAACAUUGCUUCUGGCUGUCCCCUGUUUGUUUCUCAGACCAUCCUGGAGACCGGCAGCUACAUUAAAGAUGACACCAUCUUCAUCAAGGUUACUGUGGAUACUUCAGACCUCCCUGAUCCAUGACCCCUGACCUUGCUGGUCUGUGAUCAGCUCACAUACUGAACCCAGUGGAACAAAGGAUGAUGGGAUAAAUCAGUGAUGGCGAAGGAUGCACAUUCCGGGGAGAGCAAGGACAAGAAAACAAAAGCAGAAGAAGAAGGACAGGAAGGGAUAGCAGCCAAUCACAGAGACCGGAGGGCUGGCCGACUUCUUAUUGGCUGAGGAACUACACAACAGUAGCUGUAUGUGUGUGUGCUUAUAUGUGUGCAAUUCCAGUUAUGAUGGAUUGGUGUUACCGUGACAUUACCAUGGUGAUGAUGACACUCUGCUACAGAGCAGCAAAUGGCAACAGAUCAGUGGGAGGAGCCAGCAUGCACCAUGUUGCUGGGAUAGACUGAGCAAACAUGUUGUUGUUGUUUUUGCUUAUCUGCUGUUAGUUACUGAUGCCGUGCAUCAAGCUUUUACGUGUUUAUAAUCUGUUUACCGAGACAUGCUGGGAACUUCACCAGAGCCGUGGAGGGGGCCCAGACAACAAGGAAGAAACCGGUAGACCGUAUUUCCGGUAGGAACCUGCAGAUUACCAGUAUAGAUCAGUGUAGAGUGGAAGAAGAUCCAAGUAGACGGUGAAAAACCAGAAGAGUCUCAUUUAAAGGCAGGGGAGGUUCUCAGUGAAUCCAGUCUGGGGGGGGGGAGACUUCCUGUGUGCCUCUGGUUUCAGUGACCUGGUUUUAUGAACGAGAGAAUUCAUUUGGUUCAUUUGCACAGUGUGAAUGUUUGUUGAGGUGUGAAAAUAAAAAGAAUGCACAAAGAA
Messenger RNA from Thalassophryne amazonica, 2527 nucleotides. RefSeq names its product TNF receptor-associated factor 3 (gene traf3). Gene Ontology annotation, molecular function: zinc ion binding; tumor necrosis factor receptor binding. Gene Ontology annotation, cellular component: plasma membrane signaling receptor complex. The record is from RefSeq and is a predicted model, not a curated record. Gene Ontology annotation, biological process: regulation of canonical NF-kappaB signal transduction; positive regulation of JNK cascade; protein K63-linked ubiquitination. Lineage: Eukaryota; Metazoa; Chordata; Actinopteri; Batrachoidiformes; Batrachoididae. The transcript is spliced from 13 exons. Bases 1 to 1740 code for a protein of 579 amino acids.